This is a messenger RNA of Zootermopsis nevadensis, 1122 nucleotides long. It is a transcript of the gene Dnali1, whose product is annotated as Putative inner dynein arm light chain, axonemal Dnali1. Gene Ontology annotation, cellular component: ciliary base; axoneme. The record is from RefSeq and is a predicted model, not a curated record. NCBI's taxonomy places the organism in Eukaryota, Metazoa, Arthropoda, Insecta, Blattodea, Termopsidae. Gene Ontology annotation, molecular function: dynein heavy chain binding.
GGUUCUUCUGUAGACUGCUCGGACCCUGGUAAGAUAAGAUCGGAUAGUUUCGGUUGUUUUCGGGUUAUCGUUCAAAACCAAAGUGGCCCAUUCUUUCACGUUGGUGGUCAUAUCCGUGUGUUCGAACGUGUGUAGGGCUGAUCGUGGUGUGGUCUGCUGUGUUGGUAUUGUCAAUGGUUCUGACGGUUCGUGUUCGGCUCGCAGCCCGACAGAAAUUGCGUGGUCAGUCAUUUGAAAUGUCACUCAGUGGCAAUAAAACGCUCUGGCGACAAUCAGCAGUAUGAGCAUAACGAAUGCUCAAAUUCGUGAGCCGCAACUCGGCAAGCCGUCCCUUGCUGCUGCAGCCGACCCAACUUCACUCCCUCCAUUACGUCCGAUAUCAGCCCCGCCUAGCGCCGACGAACAAAGGGAGAUUUUGAAUUCUAUACGACCGCCUAGAGAAUGGACAGAUGAGGGACACCUAUGGAGGCAACAGGUCUCAAGUAUUCCUGCUACGCGGCUCGACGUAUUAAACUUACAGGAGCAGCUGGACGCAAGGCUGCAGCAGAGACAGGCGCGUGAAAUGGGCAUCUGCCCUGUUAGGCGUGAACUGUAUACACAAUGUUUUGAUGAAGUAAUUCGGCAAGUGACAAUCAACUGUGCAGAACGUGGGCUGCUGCUGCUUCGCAUCAGGGAUGAAAUUCGCAUGACCAUCUCUGCUUAUCAGAUCCUCCAUGAAAGCAGCGUAGCAUUUGGUAUCAGGAAGGCCCUCAUGGCUGAGCAAGGCAGGGCUGACUUGGAAGCAGCUGUGGCAAAGCUCUGUUCAGAGAAGUCUGAACUGGAAAAGCAAGUAGUGGAACUGCGGUCUCGUGCUGAUCAGAUAGAGCGGCGUUCUAAUGAACAGAAAUUAGCAGAGGAAAAGAAGCAUACAGAGCAAAUUCAAAACCUCAUGAAAACCAACCAACAGCUGAAGGCCCAACUUGAAGGAAUUGUUGCACCCCAGAAGUGAUUCCCAUUAUCAAAUGCACAUGACCACCACCUUGAUAAUGAUGGAACUAGGAAGUAUCAAAAUGGGAAGUCUCCAAUAGCAUGAGCCUCAAAGGAAAUUUAAUGACAAUUAGUCACUUAAUACCUGUGAUAUCG